CGAUACUCCAUAAGACUGGAGACAUUAGCCAUGCAGUGGGCUUCUCAGUGUCGUUGGGAACAUCCAGAUCGCAAACGCUAUACGCAGUACGAAGGCACCGGACAGAAUCUUGCAUUAAGAAAUGGCCCCAAACAAUCAUUUCCACAGAUGGCUACAGGUUGGUACAAUGAAGCGGUAAACUACACAUAUCAUUCCAGGCAAUGCUCCCAUGUUUGUGGACACUACACACAGAUGGUGUGGGCAACUACAACGGAAGUAGGCUGUGCAAUGCAGCGAUGUGACAGCCUUCGGCCAGAAUGGACUCCACCCGUUUAUCUUAUGGCUUGUCAAUACGCCCCAGGUGGAAAUUACGGGGGAGAAUGGCCCUACACAGCAGGUCGACCUUGCAGCAGUUGCCCCUAUGAAUAUUCGUGCGCCCGCAACCAAUGUGUCAAGGUUCACACAAAGCCUAACCCAAAUCCCUGA
Molecule: messenger RNA, 465 nt
Organism: Mesocestoides corti
Lineage: Eukaryota; Metazoa; Platyhelminthes; Cestoda; Cyclophyllidea; Mesocestoididae
Source: the annotation of a GenBank genome assembly